Molecule: messenger RNA, 4860 nt
Organism: Solenopsis invicta (red fire ant)
Lineage: Eukaryota; Metazoa; Arthropoda; Insecta; Hymenoptera; Formicidae
Exons: 8
Coding region: 268-4743 (1491 amino acids)
Source: RefSeq, a predicted model, not a curated record
UCGUUCUGCUGCCUUCUGCUACCUCUGAUUGUUCUGAAUGACACCAAACACCUCUUUUACCAUCGCGUACGCGCGUUGAUAAAAUACUUUUGCUGAACGCCGCCAGAUCACGCCAGAUUGCCAAAUGACGUGCAUAAGAAACAAACAUGAAGGUUUUCGAAUCAAAUUUAACCGUUUUGCUCCUUCUCAGCAGUCUCAGCCAGUCUCAGCAAGUCUCAGGAGUCUCAGGAGUCUCAGCUCAGUGCAGCUCAGCUGUAGACGGACAAAAUGAUUCCAUCUAAAUCUAAGAGAAGUGAAUCUAGACGUUCAUCGAUUCUUAAGCCACGUAAACCACGGCAACCGUUGCAAAACGUAAAUUUUGAUUCUUCAUCCAAUGAAAACAGUCCAGCUGCGUCAAAAGCCAAGAGACGUGUUAGUUUUGCGGAAAAGAAACAUGUCAAAGAGUUUUGUCAUUCUACUGAACAAGGGACUGUAUGGGAUAAUACAUAUGAAGAAAAUGAUUCCACUUCGAAAGGAUCUUUUGUAUUCGAUCAGAAUGCUGAAGGUGAAUCAAAAGAAAAUACAUUGUUACAUACUUCUAACAAGGAUUGUAGACGUGCUCAUUCCGAAGGUAACUCGUGUUGUCUAAGCAGUGCUUAUUUAACAAGUAACCAACUGUCGCAAGAAUGUGUUGCAAGAGAUAACGAAGAAGAUAAUGUAAACUGUGAUUUAGAUCUUACCGAUCCAAUAAAAUCUACAGAAUUAUCUAAUACAUCUCGACUAGGACAUGCUUUAUUGCCAAAUGAAUCUUGUGUAUCUAACGAUGCAAUAUCGAGCGUUAUUGUUGCACAUUGCGACUCGAAUGACGAAUGUAUGGAAUUGCCCAAUGAAGAAUCUCAAUGUAGACAAACUGUGAUAAAAAAUAUAUCUAAAAACAUGAAAUCAAACAAUAUUACUAUAUAUAGAGAUUCCAAUGAAAAGGACUGCGCCAAUAAAUGUUCCGAGUCACGUUCUAUCGAUACUAAUGCUGAAUUAAACAAUACAUGUGUCCAGGAUUUGUCUGUGGAGUUAACUACACCAAUAUCUGCAUUUUUAUUAUCUUCAUGUUUACACACAGAACAAGAAAGGAAACAAAAACAUAAUGAUGUAAAUAGUUUAGAUACAACAAAUUGUACAACUAAUUGCAAUAAUAUAUCAAUGGAAAUUACUGAAGCUGUACCAAUAUUUACAAAGUCUGUCGUUUCUGAUUUUGAAAAUUUCAAACAAAUUCCAAUAUUACAAAACUGUAAAAAUACAAGGUGGAAUGCCACAAAUAUUCCCAGCAUGAUAUUUUCAACAAAUUUACAAUCUAAUAUUGUUUCUAAAGAUAUUUCUGAAUGUAUGCCAGAUGUAAACUAUGCUAAUGACUCAAUGGUAUUAACAUCUGUAAUACAGCCAUGUACAGAAGUCACAGAUACUAACACGUGUCGCACAGGUAAUAGUAUAGCUUCUCAUGUUUCAAAAAAAACUAUCGUCACAUCAUCUAAAAUAUAUGAAAGAAGUGCCUGUGACGAAGAUACAAUUAAAGGAAAUGAUCUGACGGUAGGGAAAGAUCAAACUGAUAAAACUGAAAUUUUUAAUGAUGUACCGAUGGAAAUGACAAAGCCUGUAAGUAUCACGUUGCCUUCGAGUGUUUACAGUAAAGAGAAUUUUAGAGUGGACGAACCGAUAUCCAGCGAUGACAGAACCAUGUUUUACCAUAACGUAUCUAUGGAAAUGACGAAAAUAGUGUCGACAAAAAAUAAACAAGAUAUUACUGAAUUUAUCUGUAAAUCAUCUGAAGAGAAUACACAUGGCAGAAAGGAUAUAAACACAUCGGCCUGCUUUAAUGAAGAAAUUGGAUCAUUACAUAAGUCUAUGGAGUUUACUGAAAUUGCUCCAGUUUCCCACGAGAGAAUACUUCAUGCUGUACAAUCUGUAAAAAAUACAUGUGAAGAUCAUAACGAUAGUAGAAUUGAUUUUAAUAAUACAUCAAUGGAAAUAACAAAGUCAGCAAAUGUAUUAUCUUUAAACAUUGAAAAAGAGAAUUUAAAAAUUGUUGAAUCGACUUCGAAAGAUGAUAGAACUACAUUUUUCCAUAACGUAUCCAUGGAAAUGACAGAAGCAGUGUCGGCAAAAAGCAAACGAGAUAUCACUGCUUUUGAUAAAUCAAUAUCUGAAGAAAAUGCACCUAGCAGAAGGGAUGUAAACAUAUCGGCCUGCUUUAAUGAAGGAACUACAACGUUAUGCAGGUCUAUGGAAUUGACUGAAAUUGUCCCAGCUUCUUGCGAGAGAAUGCUUCAUUCUGUACAAUCUAUAAAAAAUACAUGCCAAGAUAAAAACGAUAAAAUUGAUUUUGAUGCAUCAAUGGAAAUAACAAAGUCAGUAAAUAUAUUACCUUUAAACGAUGACAAAGAGAAUUUAAAAAUAGUUGAAUCAAUGUCGAAGGAUGAUAAAACUACAUUUUUCCACAAUGUAUCCAUGGAAAUGACUACCGCGGUAUCAUCGAGAAAUCAACAAGAAGUUACUCAGCUAAUUACUUGUAAAUCUGAAAAUAAUACAGAUGGAGAAAAAAAUACAAACGAUUCCAUCGAAUUUAAUGAAGGAAUCAAAUUAUUGAGUAAAUCCAUGGAGUUUACCGAAAUUGUUUACCCAAUUUCUUUGCACGAGAAAACGUUUAAUACUACCAAUCCUGUUCACACACAGUCCACUACACAGUCCACAUCAUUCUCCCAAACGUUAGCAAAAACAGCCUGUUCAUUGCCUGUUGAAAAUUCUGCAGAAGUAUGUCAAACUGAUAUAGCUGCAAACAGAACAAUUCAAGAUAUAUCAAUGAAAAUUACUACUGGAAUGCCGUCAACAACGGAUCUCGCACAAGACGUGAAAAUAAAUAAAACGGACAAUUCAAUCAUUUCUAAAAAUGACAAAUUACAAAAUCUAAUAACAAAUGAUAAUCCAACCAAAUCAGAGAAAAGUGUAACAAACGAAAAUCUUACAAUUGCAAAGAAAAUUAUGGAAACGGAAAGAGUUUGCAACUCUUUUAUGGAAGCUCAAUCGUCUCAAGAAAAUGAUGUAUCUUUAUUACCGAGUACUAACGCUAACCAUGUAGAGAAUGAUGUAGAGCAUAAUGAUUGUUUUAUAAAGGAUAAUAUAGUAGAUAAUAUAGAUCACACACAGGUAUCUAACUCAAAUCUCAGAGAUAGUUUAAACGAGAUUAAUAAACAUAGCUUCUUAAGGAAAGAUUCGUCAUGCCUGGAAAACAGCUUGGUAGAGCUACAAUCAAUUAAACCACCAUCGUUCGUAUGUUUGGACAGCGAGGAAGAAAAUUCAUCCCAUGAAAUUCAAUGCGAAUCUCCAUCAUCGAUCUCAGUCAUCACUAAUGUGCCAGUUGAUAAUACCUUUAAUCGUUCAGUAAUAGAUAAUGUAACAGAGUCAAAGUGUCUAGUAAGUCCGAGGGAAAAUGUUUCAAGUGAUUAUUGUACAAUUUUAAGAGAAAAAGAAGAAACAAAUAUUGAAAACAAUCAAGCAAAGGAUUGUCACGGAAGCACUGUAGUAGAUAAAACUGAAGAUAAUACUCAGGAAACUAACCAAGCAAUUACGAAAACAAUUAUUAAUGAUAAUCGAUCUAAUGAAUCAAAUUAUUGUAAGACAAAGAAUAUUAAUGAAGAUAGUAUAUUAUCAAUGAAGGUUAAGGAUGGGGGGAAGGCUGUAACGGUACAAGAUAUUAAUCAUUACACGUCAUUAAUUAUCAAAGAAAUUAAUGUAACAGAUGAAGAUCAAAUGGAUAAAAGAGAAUAUACUCGAAAGAGGGAAAAUGAAGAUGCAAAGCUGCAAGAUAAUAUUCAAGACAAAGGGGAGUAUUCAAAUGGGAAAAGGCGAAGGACAGAAAAGUGGAGUGAUAAUUUCGCAGGCACAGAAGCAGUAAUUGAAGGUCAAAUAGAUUCUGAAGAAAGUAGAAAAAGUUGGAAUGAUGAAAUAAAAAAGCAAAGUAUGGAACAAAAAGAUGAAUGUGCAAUAGAAGAACUUGUAACGACGCGACAUGUCAAUAUGGUUGAAGAUAUUGAAAACGAAUCUUUGAUCGAACAAGAUCCGUUUUUAACAUUAUCGCAAAAAUUAGGAACGCAUGGCGCAAGGGAUAAUUGCAUUUGGAAUGUAUAUUAUAAAAAUAUCAACAAGAAAAUGAUUGUUUUUGGUUUCAUGUCAAAUUCAUUAUUGAUAGCGAUAUUCUUAUCAGAUGAUUUUGACGACUCUACAGAAAAUUUGAUAAAAAAGACCAAGAUUAUUUCGCGUCUUGCAGAUGAUGCAGAAAUACUAAUAAAAAUAGUUCACAAGUUAAUUUUGGAGAAAGUAAACGUCGAAAUACUUGCAAAUGUAUAUAGAACUCAUCAGGACAUCCUUCCGAUGUUAAAUUUUCUUUCGCAGGAAGUGAAACUAGCGAUGGACUUCAUGUUCGAUUUGAGACGUUUAGAUAACUUAAACUUAAUGGAGAUUGUUCAAGACGAAAUUACAUUCAUUUCUCGAAGUAAACGAAUGGACAUUAUAUUGAGAGUUACGAUCAAAGUAAAACGAUUUGAUAAACUCACUCCGAAUGACAUAAACUUGGGUUAUCUGUUGGGAAAAAAUAGAAUAAAAGAAAUAGAUAUUAAAAACUUAAUUAAAAACGUAAAAAAGGACCAUAAAUUUCUAAGGAGAUAUAUGAACGACGUGAAGGAUUAUAUUGAUAUAAUGGAAGAGACUUUCAAAUAAUCUAAUGACUGAUAAUAAAAAAGCUUCUUGGAUUGAUCUUUUAAUGAAGAUAUCGUUAUUGCAAUGUAUUCAAAUUAGAAAUAAAAUAAAUUUUAUAAUUAUCAGUAUUGUAAAUAA